AGCUCCAAACAAGCCGUUAGGGACCGGAGGAGCUGCUGGGAAUGAGACGUUACUGUUAGAAAUACAACUACACGCUUAACGGCUUCUAAUGCAGCAGUUCAGGUCUGUUUAGUUUGGGCUGUUAGUUUCAGCUCGCGUAUGAUUUGCUUUAAACUCGUUCGCUGCCUCGUUCGAUAGCAAAAAGCUCAAAACUGGAAAGGCUCAGAGACGCUCCAGCAUGACAGACAGUAUCAUGAGCAAAGCGGCCACGAUGGAGAUCCCCAUCAACAGCAACGGUGACAGCAGGACUCUGGGCGAGGAUGAUGGCCUCGAACAGACUCCAAAGGUACAGUGGGGCCUGAAUGAGAAGGUAGGGCGUCCCCCAGGCCAAAGGGAUUUGCAGCAGGUUAUGGUAUCUGGGCCUAAUCUCAAUGAGACCAGCAUUGUAUCAGGUGGCUACGGCGGCACAGCAGAAGGCAUCAUUCCUACUAGCUCUAUCAAAGGAUCCAGCAUGCACCACAGCAACAGUUCAUCUGCGAUGGCAGAGGAAGCCACGAGAGGGGUCGCUGUGGAGAAGUUUGACAUGAUGAAGAAAUGGGGCCUGAACACUUAUAAGUGCACUAAACAGAUGCUUUCGGAGCGAUUUGGCCGUGGCUGUCGCACUGUCGAUCUGGAACUGGAGGCUCAGAUUGAGGUUCUGCGAGACACCAAGCGCAAGUAUGAGAACGUGCUGCGCCUGGCCCGCGCACUCACCAAUCACUUCUACAGCAUGGUGCAGACACAGCACGCACUCGGAGACACGUUCGCUGACCUCAGCCAAAAAUCUCCGGAGCUGCGGGAUGAAUUUGGCUAUAAUGCAGAAACUCAAAAGUUGUUGUGUAAGAAUGGAGAGACCCUGCUGGGCGCCAUCAACUUUUUCGUAUCCAGCAUUAACACACUCAUCAACAAGACCAUGGAGGACACACUCAUGACCAUCAAGAUGUAUGAGAACGCAAGGUUGGAGUUUGACGCUUACAGAGCUGAUCUGGAAGAACUGAACAUGGGACCACGGGACGCUGUGACCAUAUCACGUAUUGAUGCAGCGCAGCAGCAGUAUCAGAUCCACAAGGACAAAUAUGAGCGACUGCGCAGUGACGUUUCCAUCAAGCUCAAGUUCCUGGAGGAAAACAAGGUGAAAGUGAUGCACAAACAGCUUCUCCUUUUCCACAAUGCAAUCUCUGCCUACUUUGCUGGCAACCAGCAGCAGUUGGAACAAACCCUCAAGCAGUUCAACAUAAAGCUUAAACCUCCUGGAGCCGACAAGCCUUCCUGGUUAGAGGAGCAGUGAAAGCGCUCAUCACGCCCUCGGUCCUUCUGCAGGUUCUCCAGACAGAGCGGGCAAUAGAGUAGAGACAGACGGACACAGCUAGCCAGUACGGCAGCAGGGUAGUGAAAGGCUUACCAUCCUGUAGCUGUUGUAGGAGUCCGGGGACCAAACUGCCUUUCCCCCCCCUCCAUCCUUUCCUCCUCUUCUUCCUCCGCCUGACUGUCUCUUUGCUGAAAUUGUGUUUGACCCCCGAGAAUACGCACUACUUGUGUCUACUUCACCCUAAAGCCUGUUAGUUUUUGUUUGAACAAAAGCUUAGUAACGUCUGACCAAAUCCUCCAGGGAAUAUUGUCAAUCAGAAGUCGAGUCGACUUUCAGCUUUUCUCUCUGCUAAAACAGACUCCCUCCCCCUCCUACUUUCUUCCCCUCCCCCCUUCUCCACAUGCAACAUUUGGCUUCUGGAUGUGGACUUGUAGAUAAACACACUUGGUCAUUUAUUAUUUUAUUAUUAUUUUUUUUAAGAAUGAGUUACUCUAAGUUGUAAAUGAUGUCUAGUUUUUGUGAAUGUCCUGGGAAGUUUGGGACAGGGCAAAGAUCAGUACGAUUCCAUGAUGCGGAGGGGAAAAACUUGUCAAAAUUGAUCCAGUUGUUACAGAACCACUUGUGCUUUUAUGUGAUUGGAUUCCUGAUUGAGCUGUGUGUCUGUCGUUGAAAAUGAGUCAUUUAUAAUUGUUUUUAUUUUAUUUUAAAUUAGACACCGCAUGUCUAAUAGUAAGGGCCACACGUAUUUUUUUUUUUUUUUUUUUUUUAUUUCAAGGAAUGUACAUGAAUGUGCUCUUCCUGUCAGUCGGUUGAAAAGGAAUCUGCGGAUGUUUGUAAUCGCUGCUGAUUUGCUCUCCAACAAUUCAUACGAACUCCUGUUGAUCCAAAUUGGACACGUUAGGAGUGUUGUAUACUGUAAAACGGGCGUAUAACGGUAAACCAGCACGACUGUAUACUGUGAUACGGGAAUGCUGACAUUUAUACUAUACGAGUUUCAAUGUCGCAAGGGUUAUUUUCAGGUCUCGUCAAAGGCAAAGAGUUGAGUGUCUUUAAUUUCAUCAGCAGUGAAAACUAGAGGCUGUAAGCAGACGCAGUGAUGCACUGAUAUCUGUGAUAUUGGCUCAUACGGUUCUCAUUCAUUCCCUUACUUCAAGGUUUUUCAAUUCUGGUCUUGGAGUAGCACUCCCUUCCACGUUUGGUCUUUUCUCACUCCGAAGAUACGUGAUUUGACUCAUCAGGACUAACAAGUCUGAACUAGGUUUAAUUGGGUGAACUCGAGCAGGGAAAACUCCAGUCCUUCUCGAGCAGGAUUAAGAAACACUACCCUGCUCUAAAAUACAGUAAAUAGUAAUUCCGUUUUGUUAAAAUAUUACUUUGUCAAAUUAAAGUUUAAAAAAGGGUGUUCAGGUGUGUUUAGACUAUUUGCAGCAUUGUUCAGUCUCAGCAUGUCAAAAAUAAACUACCAGGACACUUGCCAGUCUGUAGGUGUAUUAUACAAGACAGUUGUGAUUUAAAUAUUGUGAUUUAUGUACAAAUUUAUGUAUGUUUUUUUUUUUUUCCUGUUUGUAUAUCUGUUGCUUUAAGUUAAAUCAAUGUUUAAUCCAGGAAAUAGUAUAGUGUAGUAUUGAAGAUUUCUUUUAUGUUUUUAGUUUUGAUUAGAGCUGCCAGUGGUUUAUUAUUAAUGUUAAUCUUUACAUAACUAUAGUGUCCAAGUUUUCAGUGGUCAUUCAUUGUUGGUUUUUGUUUAAAUUAUGAUUUUAAGUUUUAUCUCGCCUAAAAAUGGAGGGAACGUUGUGUUUGAAAUCCACAUAUUUCCCCACUUGUCUUAUCUAUGAUGCAUCAGUUUCUGGCCAAGAAGAACCCACGAAAUUGUGUUUUGUCACCAAUUGUUAAUUAUAUGCCUCCUAGAAUGUGACACUGUAAAAUAACACACACGCCGAGGGAUUCAUUUAUUUAUUGACGCCUGAAUGGUGAAACUGAAUUUUCACACGGUUCGUCAGCCCGUGUCUGGUCCAGUCAUUUGAAAUCUUUGUUUGUUAAAACCAGUGACAGAUUAUACAUAUGAAGUAAAUCCUGGGGAAGGGGAAUCAUGGCCAAACUUUUGAAUACUACUUUGUGAGGUUGAGCCUCCAGAGAAGCAAUACUAAAGAUGUUUCUAAAAAUAUAUUGUAUUUUGAUAGUUUGUGCCUCGUUGGAUAUUUUGCAUGGCUUUUCCAAUAACCUCGGUUAUACGUUUCUGUUUAUCGUGAUACGUCUAUGUGCGAGAAGCGCCGCAUACCAGUGAUAAUCUAAUGUAAGAGAUUCUGUAUCAAUCAUGUUAAUCAGUCACGUGUUAUUGUUUUCUAAACUUCCUGUUCCCUCCUUGCCUACACUUUCUUCCCUUUUCUUUUGCUGGUAUAAGGAGUGCAAUGUUUUUGUGUAUGUGGCAGAAGUGUUUGUUUUGUGCAUCUUUAUUUCUUCGUCCUUCGACAAGUGUCAGGAUCGAGGUAUAGCAAGAAAAUAACCCAUGAAGGACAGUCAUUGAAAAGUAGCACUAAAAUUAUGAACCAGACCAAAUCCAAAUUAUGUUCUGCUCUAAUUUUUUUUUUUUUUAAAGGAAAUGAUAGGAUGUCCUUUUUAUUUAUGGUUAAUGCUAUCGGAAGGGUUUGUUACGAAAAUGAGAGCCUCUUCUCAUCCUGAGAGAUUUAUUCAAAGUACAUUAUUGUGUGAAAUUGAUAUUUUAGGCUGCUCUGUGAUACACUAACGUAUGAAUGAUGUUUGCCUUUUAUUCCUAACUCUGACCAAACCCUCUGGAAUAUGAACAUGAUUAUACUAAAGCCCACAAGAUAAAAUAUGAAAUG
This is a messenger RNA of Neoarius graeffei (lesser salmon catfish), 4167 nucleotides long. It is a transcript of the gene arfip2b, whose product is annotated as ADP-ribosylation factor interacting protein 2b. Gene Ontology annotation, biological process: regulation of Arp2/3 complex-mediated actin nucleation; intracellular protein transport. Gene Ontology annotation, cellular component: trans-Golgi network membrane. The transcript is spliced from 9 exons. Bases 218 to 1306 code for a protein of 362 amino acids. Gene Ontology annotation, molecular function: protein domain specific binding; phospholipid binding. The record is from RefSeq and is a predicted model, not a curated record. Lineage: Eukaryota; Metazoa; Chordata; Actinopteri; Siluriformes; Ariidae.